Molecule: messenger RNA, 989 nt
Organism: Racocetra persica
Lineage: Eukaryota; Fungi; Glomeromycota; Glomeromycetes; Diversisporales; Gigasporaceae
Source: the annotation of a GenBank genome assembly
AAGAAUCUGAAGAAUCAGAAGAACUUCGGACAACUCUUUAUAUAGAAACAAAUAAUAGGAAGUUCGUUUUGUGUAAUUUGAUCUAUGGAAUGCACGAGCAACAAAAUUUAAAUGUUACUUUAUCGGAAGGAGAGGAUGUUAAAUUAUAUUCUGUGGGACACAACAAAAUACAUUUGACGGGAAAUUACAUAAAAUUAAUUGGCCAUGAUGAUUCAGAAAAUAGACCUAAAGAACUUCCUUUGCCAAUAAAAUGUAAACCGAAUGAUGAAAUGGAUGUGAAGAAGGUGUUCAAUGUUAGUAACGAAACGCCCAAAUUAUCAGCAUCAGAGAAGAAAAAUGCAAUAACCAACGCGGAUGAUUCAGACGAAACCGUUAGUGAGGAAGGCGGCUCCUCGGAUCAGGCAAUAGUCAAAAAUAAAGUUAAAGGUGAAAAUGGUAAAUCUCAGAAAAGGACAAAUGACGAUGACAAAGAUAAACAAAAAACACAACAAACAUCCGCAGCAAAAAAACAAAAGACUGAAAAUGGGUCAAUCGAAACUAAGAGUGCAGAUGUGUCAUCAAAGGCACAAAACAAGAAGAAAAAUAAAAACAAGAAAAAACUCUUAGACAAACUUGCAAAACCGAAAACCGAAGGCAACAAUAAAAAUGCAGAGUCAAAAGAUAAAGACUUAAAGUUAGACUCUGAUUCCAAAGAGAAGGGAAUCAUCACAACUCCUGAAGGUGUUCAAAUCGAAGAUCUCACAAUAGGUGUUGGAAGGGUUGCGAAACUCGGCAAGAAGCUUCAAGUCCGAUACAUCGGACGACUACACAUGAAUGGUAAAGUUUUUGAUAAAAAUGUCAGCGGAACACCAUUCCACUUCACUUUGGGUAAAGGUGAAGUCAUUAAAGGUUGGGAAAUUGGAAUUUCUGGUAUGCGAAUUGGUGGCGAACGAAAAAUAACAAUUCCACCGCAACAAGCUUAUGGUAGUGCUGGAAGCCCACCAAGUUAG